Messenger RNA from Tigriopus californicus, 1768 nucleotides. Its product is annotated as kynureninase-like. Gene Ontology annotation, molecular function: kynureninase activity; pyridoxal phosphate binding. The transcript is spliced from 8 exons. Gene Ontology annotation, cellular component: cytoplasm. Lineage: Eukaryota; Metazoa; Arthropoda; Copepoda; Harpacticoida; Harpacticidae. Gene Ontology annotation, biological process: NAD+ biosynthetic process. Bases 271 to 1644 code for a protein of 457 amino acids. The record is from RefSeq and is a predicted model, not a curated record.
AUUACAACGAGUGUUUCUAAUCGAUGCGUGUGAACAGUAGUGUAUAGUACUCCCGAGUUAAUCCCAACAUCAGUUCUUAAUCCAGUGGUGGCACGGAUAUGAACAACUGAAAGUGUGUGGCAUUUGUUCGAAUUGUUCACCGACCUCAGCACCCGACCAAUCUCUUGGGAUAUCGACAUUGUCGAACUUGACCACUUGGGACUCUGUGAUUUCUCCUGUUUUUUAUUUUGUGACAGAUAUCUAGCCAUCGAGUUGCUUGUGGUUUUCAAAAUGGCCUCAUUUAGCAUUGCCCAAGAAUUGGCCUCGCACGAAAAGGAUUUCCAAACCCCCCUGGACAGCCUCGAAUUUGCCCAAGCCAUGGAUCGGAUAGACCCUUUGAAAAAGUUUCGUUCUAAGUUUUGUUUCCCAAAACUGAAGAGUCUGCCUGUCAAACAUCAAUCAAGAGGAGUGGUUGAUGGAGAAGCGGAAUGCAUCUACUUUUGUGGCAACUCUCUGGGAUUAAAACCCAAGAUGGCCGACCAGCUUAUGGCCGAGCAACUUCAAAACUGGGCCGACAUGGGAGUGUUCAUGCACUUCGAGGGUCCCUUGGGAGCUGCCUUUUGCGAUCAGCCGGGUAAACCCAUGACAGCCCAAUUGGUGGGUGCCAAGUUUGACCAUGAGGUAGCCUUGAUGAACGGCUUGACCGUGAAUCUCCAUCUCCUCAUGAUGGCCUUCUUUCAACCCACUGAGACAAGACAUCGAAUCUUGAUUGAGGAUCAUGCUUUUCCAUCCGACAGGUAUGCGAUGAGCUCUUUGAUUCGCUCCAAAGGUCUGGACCCUCAGGACUCUCUCAUCCAAAUAAGGCCUCGUGAGGGUGAGCACACACUUCGAACUGAGGAUAUCCUCCAAUUGAUUGAGGAGCAAGGCCAAUCCAUUGCCAUGAUCGUGUUUUCCGGAUUACAAUACUACACUGGACAAAAGUUUGCGAUGAAGGCCAUCACAAAAGCCGGACAAGACCAAGGAUGUGUGGUGGGAUGGGAUUUGGCUCAUGCCAUUGGGAACGUGGAACUGAAACUUCACGAUUGGAACGUGGACUUCGCAUGUUGGUGCACGUACAAGUACUUGAAUUCGGGUGCCGGUGGGAUUGCUGGGGCGUUCCUUCACAAUCGCUACGCUCAAAGUCCGCCCGAGCAUUUACUAGGAUGGUGGAGUAACAAGCAAGAGACUCGUUUUCAAAUGGCGGCGGAGUGUGACAUGGCCAUGGGAGCAGAUUCGUUCCGACUGUGUAACCCUCCACCUUGGUUGGCUUGUCUCAACUACGCCAGCUUGCAGAUAUUUGAAGAGGCUGGAAUGGACCGAAUUCUGGCUAAGCAACGCUUGCUGACGGGAUACUUGGAACAUCUCAUCCAACAGCAUUUCAGUCAAGGCCCCGUUACCGUGACCAUCAUCACACCGAGCAAUCCAGAUCAACGCGGAUCUCAAUUGAGUCUCGUGUUUUCAACCGACGUUAAAGCCGCGCACGAAGAACUGGAGCAACGCGGCAUUGUGUGUGACUUCCGAUCUCCAAGCGCCAUCCGGAUUGCGCCUGCCCCGCUCUAUAAUUCGUUCGAGGACGUUCAUAAGUUCAUCACGAUUAUCAAAGAAGUUAUCGGCCGCAACGUCUAACAUCAUCAGUUCCUUCAAACUCCCAUAUAUUAUGAGAUACCAACUUCAAAUCUUGACUUUUUAUGUGGUUUCUUUUAUACAUGAAAAAUGCGACGAACAUUCAAUACAAAAAAUGACAAAUCAA